This is a messenger RNA of Osmia lignaria (orchard mason bee), 2234 nucleotides long. RefSeq names its product BBSome complex member BBS2. Gene Ontology annotation, biological process: non-motile cilium assembly. Gene Ontology annotation, cellular component: membrane; neuron projection; ciliary basal body. The record is from RefSeq and is a predicted model, not a curated record. Gene Ontology annotation, molecular function: protein binding. NCBI's taxonomy places the organism in Eukaryota, Metazoa, Arthropoda, Insecta, Hymenoptera, Megachilidae.
CCACCCCCAAUGAGCAAACCAUAGCCUGUUAGCACUAUGCAUUAGAAUAUGUGUAAACAAGUAGGCCAGUUUAAAAAUGGCAGCGUUUUCUCUGAAUAUCGAGAAACACGUGGAGCCUGGUCUUGUCACUUGCGGCAAGUUUGACGGUUCCCAUGCAUGUUUAGCGGUGGCUACUUUUGGCGGGAACAUUUUGGUGCACAGUCCUCACAGGCAGCCGCAAAUAACCGGUCAUGAUCAUGAGCAAACUGAUAGGAAAUUAUCUUGGAGUGGAGAGCUGGCUGAACUUCAAAUUGGUACCAAGAUUACAGCACUUUGUACUGGUCGACUUGGUGAAGAUGAAAGGGAUAUCCUCUUAAUUGGGACCGUUACUCAUGUUCUUGCUUAUCACAUUGAAGACAACUCUGACAUCUUCUAUAAAGAGAUGUCUGAUGGGGCAAAAUGCAUACUCAUUGGAAAAUUAAGCUGGUUAUCGAAUCAGGUUGCAAUAGUGGGUGGAAAUUGUUCAGUGACCAUCUUGGACUCGCAGGGUGCAGAGAUAUUCUGGACAGUUGUAGGAGGUGUGGUCAGUUCUCUGGCAGUCUUUGACUUCAACGGGGACAACGAGAAUGAGCUGGUCACUGGCACGGAAGACUUUGAAAUAAAAGUGCACAAACAGAGUAGUGUACUAUGGGAGGUCAAGGAAACAGCCCCUAUUACCAGCUUAACAGCUCUCCCUAAUCGACGAUUCGUUUAUUCCGUUGGAAAUGGAACUCUGGGCGUCUACGAAAUGUCCCAGAGGCUCUGGCGUGUUAAGUCGAAGCACAGGGUGGUGGUUACGCGUAGCUUCGACGUUAAUGGGGACGGCACUCCGGAAGUCAUAACCGGCUGGAAUAAUGGAAAAGUGGACGCUAGGUCGUCCGACAGUGGAGAAGUAAUUUUUAAAAUCCAAUUAUCAGCUGGGGUCGCUGGAAUCGUGGAGGCCGAUUACAGGAGGCUAGGCAAGCCUGACUUGGUGGUAGUAUCUACAACUGGAGAAGUUAGAGGCUACAGUUCCAGUUCUACGAUGGACACCCCAGAACCUGGUGAAGCUAUGCGAGAACUGUUAGCCAGGAAACAGGUGUUGCAGAUGGAACUCAGGCAAAGGGCCUCAUCUGUUCCCAACAUGUACCAUGGGACCAAAUUGGCUGUCAGUUUAAUGACGUCUAGGGGUGCUGCACGUGUGUCUCUUGCCUCUGGACCUGGACUCUUGAUUCAUUGUGCCAUAGUAUUUACUGAGGGAGUGUUCGAAGGUGAAACCCUGGUUGUCCAUCCCAGCAAACCAAGAGGAGAGCUGGAAAUAGAACUCCAUCCAGCGAAGAACACUCCUGUGGACAUGCAUGUGAAGGUCUGCGUAGGUCCAGCUGGAGCAGAUUUGCUGCAGGUGUUUGAGAUGACCCGUCAGCUGCCUAGGUUCUGUAUGUACGAAGUCAUAGAGCAUCCUGAGCAAAUUGCUGAUGACUUUAAAGAGAAUGUAGUCACAGCUGAGCUUGCAGAGAGACCUCAGAGGAUCGCUCUAUGGUUGAACCAAUGCCUCAUCCUACCGGAAGAGUUUGAAAUAAAAGAAGACGGUAUGAACAAUGGAGGCAUUGAACUGUGGCUUCGUGGGAUGAGGGACGACACGGUCCAUUGUUUUCUAGCAAACUCCACUGGUAAAGUGACCAUUCAUACAGAGGAUUCUGCGUUUGCUGGCGACAUUAUUCAAUCGCUAGCCAUGUAUUUGGGUCUCAGAGAGCUUUCCUCCGAGGUCACGUUUCCGGCUGAAGAGAAGAAGCUUCUGAACGCGUUGGAACGUGUCAGAGAACUGAAGGAGAUCGAUGCCAAACUGCAAGCAGAGGCAGCGAGCGAGACUACGUUGCUGAAGAAUAUUAUAAUUCGAUUGGAAGAUGCAAGAAUUCUUGAGAACGUCGAAGAAAUGAGAAGAAGAUUAGUGCAACUGAAGAAUGUUAAUGCGGAUUUGAUAAGAGAGCACGAAAUCAGGAUGAAGAGUUAUCGAGAGCUCACAAUGAACUUGAAGGAGUUGAACCUUGGAGUACAACGUGCAGCUAGAUUAAGAGUUGGAAAAAGUGCCUCGAGCACGGUGGCUCGUUGCAGGGCGGCUAUUCAAGAUGAAAAUCCAAAGGCACUUACAUUGGCAAUAAGACACGGUUGAAUUAUACAACAACUGCGCUCUUUUUAUUGUUAAUAUUUCACGUUAAUAAAUAUUGUUUUAUAACAAA